Messenger RNA from Candida dubliniensis CD36, 1113 nucleotides. RefSeq names its product Wsc1p (gene WSC1). The transcript has a single exon. Gene Ontology annotation, cellular component: plasma membrane. Bases 1 to 1113 code for a protein of 370 amino acids. The record is from RefSeq and is a predicted model, not a curated record. NCBI's taxonomy places the organism in Eukaryota, Fungi, Ascomycota, Pichiomycetes, Serinales, Debaryomycetaceae.
AUGGUUAAACUACAUUUCUUUACAAUCGCUGUAUCGAUAUUUUAUGCCAAUUCAUUAUUAGUUUUAGCAGCAGAUUUUUUUGCUCCAGCUUCAAAUAUAGGUUGUUAUUCUUCAAUAUCAGGUGGUGAUUCUAAAGGUGAUUAUAAUUUUCAAAGUUCAGGUUAUUGUGUUACUAAUGAAUGUCCCAACUCACCAUACGUUGCUGUUAAAGGAGGAGAAUGUAUAUGUUUGAAUUCAUUACCUCAAUCAUCAUCUAAAGUGAAUUCAAACCAAUGUAAUCAACCAUGUCCUGGUUAUCUGUCAGACAAGUGUGGUGGAUCAAACGUAUACAAUAUUUAUAAAGGUUUGGCAAGUUCUAGUUCCAGUGCCAGUUCUAACCUGGGGAGUUACGCCUCAUCAACAUCAUCUGGGUCUGGGUCUUCAUCAUCUGGAUCUCCAUCUUCCAGUGAAUCAUCUUCAGUAACUGGAUCCUCUAACAAUAGUGAUGAUUCAGAUCAAAGCACGGCGACAGUUGUAUCUACUAUGAGUAAUUCCGAUGGUAAUGUUAUCUAUAAAACAAUUACACAAGAAGCUUCACCAACUACGUCGUCUGGGUCAUCAUCUCAUGCUUCCACAACAUCGUCAUCUUCUCCUUCAUCAUCAUCAACUUCCUCAUCCCACCCAAGCGACUCAACUGAUGGCAAGAAUAAUGGGAAAUCAGAAAAGAAAUCAUCAUCAUCAGUGGGAGCUAUUGUGGGUGGAGUUGUUGGUGGAAUUGGUGGAUUGAUUCUACUAGUUGCUGGUGGAUUCUUUUAUAUGAGAUACAGAAAUAAUAAUAAUGAUGAAGAUGAAGAAGAAGAAUUUUAUAAUGAUAAACCUCUUAAAAGAUCUAAUGGUUCCAAAAUUGGUUCGAGAAGAAGUCCAAAUGAUUUAGAAAUGCCAAUGGCUAAUCCGUUCCAACAUCCAGCUGAUGAUCUAGUAAGAAAUAAUAGUGUUCAAAAGAAUGGAUUUGUUGAUCCUCGAUUGAAUCCAAUAAUGAUGGGUCGAAGAAGAUUAAGUGAAGGUUCACUUGUUGAUGAAGCAGAUUAUUCUCGAAAAGUACUACAAGUUGCUAAUCCUGAUGAUACAAAAUAA